Molecule: messenger RNA, 4167 nt
Organism: Acanthopagrus latus (yellowfin seabream)
Lineage: Eukaryota; Metazoa; Chordata; Actinopteri; Spariformes; Sparidae
Gene: fgf13a
Product: fibroblast growth factor 13a
Exons: 7
Coding region: 1557-2324 (255 amino acids)
Biological process (GO): cell differentiation; regulation of cell migration; animal organ morphogenesis
Cellular component (GO): cytoplasm
Molecular function (GO): growth factor activity; fibroblast growth factor receptor binding
Source: RefSeq, a predicted model, not a curated record
UGUGUAAAAAUAAAGCAGGAGUUUGGGAUGCGGCCUAUUCAAAGGCGUUUUAUUACUGGACACGGUGUUGGAGGCGGAGCCCUGUCCGUUCCCAUGACAGCUGCUCAGUGGUGUGUUGAAGCUCGACUUCCUGGGUAUGAAAAUAUGUGGUUUGCCGAACCGAGCCAGCUAACUUCCGGUUAAGUGCCCGGCAAGCUUGAAUGGGGAUAAAAUAAUUCAAUCACGCGGCUCUUUCUAGACUUUCCAAAUGUUAUUGCACCGACUGGCUCAUAUUAUGAUAAUGAAACUAGUUAUUUCGCGGGCGCUGUGACACUCAAAGGAAUUUACCCCCAGUUUUAUAGACGCUUCUGUCACAAUGUGUGUGUCGUGGCUGUUCUUCUGUUACAGCUGUUUCAGGUGCAUGAAACGUGACACUACACUGAUGGACUGCCUUUCCUGCGGGAAGUGGUAAUGAGGUCAAAAGGUGAUUUUUAUCAGUUUGAUCCACGUUUAAAGAACGUGCAGACAUGCUAAUUUGGGUGGAAAAGCGUUAUAAGAGACUUUAAAGGUUCUCCUUCCUAAAUCGUCGAAUACUGACACCUUGGGUUUGUUGGUCAGUACGACUGCUAUUCAAAAAUCAACUUUUGUACAAAUUGGAACUUUUAAGUGGGUCCGAUUUAACUUUAAGUUUGUACAAUGAAUAAAAGGUUUAUGUCUGUUGAGCCAGCAGAAAACAUAGCAAAGAUUAUUUAGAGUGUUACGCAUUCAGUCAACAGCGUUAAUACUGUGACCUCCUGUUUACAGACAGAAACAAUCAAGUGCAGCAGUAAAAAGGUUAAAAUAUACUCGAUUGGAACCCACAAAUGUAUUAGUUCUCCUCCUCAGUCUAAUAAAAAGGCUCAUAAAAGCCUGGGAGCAUAAUUGUCUUGAAUUGAGUUUAAUUCGACAGUGGAGAAAGGAACAAUAUGACUUAACAGAGUGCAUUUGCUUCAUAAACCAGAAUAAUUAAUAAUCGGGCCUUCUGAGGCACAACCGCUCAUUGAGAGAGACACAGUGUGCCUGAGACGUCUCAGGAAGAUCUGAGCAUGUGAAGAAAGUUUAAAAGGGGUCCUGUUUCUUCUAAAAAUAGCAACUAUAUAGAUCUUGUAACCCGCAACCCUGCAGGUCUUUUUCCUCUGCUGCCACUGAGUGCGAACAGACCUGCGAGGCUGAGAGAUGUGACAUAACGCCUGCAAAAACCAGACUGGGACUGAGCCGGGACUUCUGAAUGACAGCCGAUUAGAAAGUUCACAUCCAGAGUAAGAACUGUUACUGUGACCUCAGAGGUGGAUCAAGAGGCCCGAGAACUAUUUGGAUUCCUGGCUGUGAGCGGCGCUGACUCACCACUGUUGGGAACUGGACGGUUUUCAUGAGAGUCCAAGUGAAGGAUGAGGUGUCACUUUUAGGCUUCUGGUCUUUGAAAGAGCCCUUAUCUCAGCACCUGGAACCCUUGGUAAGGAUUUGAUUGAGGACGGUCCGCAAUUAAAAGGAUUUCGAUUCUUGUCUAAAUCGGGAAUUACACAUCCAAACUGGGAUCUAUGAGCGGAAAAGUGGCGAAGCCUAAAGAAGACAAGGAUGCUUCCAAGGUCCAGGAUGACGCUGCCCCAGGUACCCAGGAGUACAUUAUGUUACGGCAGGACUCCAUCCACUCUGCGGAUAUAAGGAGUAAAGGGUCCCCAUUUCGUGCUAAGUGUCACGAAAUCUUCUGCUGCCCCCUGAAGCAAGCCGUCCACAAAGAGAGCGCAGAGCCCGAAGAGCCCCAGCUGAAGGGGAUCGUGACGAAGCUGUACAGUCGACAAGGUUUCCACCUGCAGCUGCAGGCGGAUGGAACCAUUGAUGGAACGAAGGAGGAAGACAAUGGUUACACCAUGUUCAACCUUAUUCCAGUGGGGCUGCGAGUGGUGGCCAUCCAGGGGGUGCAGACCAAACUCUAUCUGGCUAUGAACUGUGAGGGCUUUUUGUACACAUCAGAACACUUUACGCCAGAGUGCAAAUUCAAGGAGUCGGUGUUUGAGAACUAUUAUGUGACAUACUCCUCCAUGAUAUACCGGCAGCAGCAGUCAGGCAGGGGCUGGUACCUCGGUCUGAACAAGGAAGGAGAAAUCAUGAAGGGGAACCAUGUCAAGAAGAACAAGCCAGCAGCCCACUUCCUCCCCAAACCUCUAAAAGUGGCAAUGUACAGAGAGCCAUCCCUCCAUGACUUGACAGAGUUCUCCCGCUCUGGCAGCGGCACACCCACCAAGAGUCGGAGUGCCUCGGCUGUGCUCAACGGAGGCAAAGCCGUGAGCCAGAAUGAGUCGACGUAGCCCGUCAACCGAACCCAGGCCUGGGGCCGAACCACGAAACCUUACCUCCAGCAGAGCGUGAAUCCAAGCAGACUUCUCUCACUGAUCAGCGGUUCAGGACUAGCUACGACAACAAACCACACAAAACACCCAGAUACCAUCAGUUAUCAACAGUUAGGUACCAUCCUGGUCAAUCAUCAUCAAAACAGCAUCAAUAGUAAGAGACUUAACAGCACAUAAACCAUUCUGGACUUAUAAAACAAAUUAAUAUUUUGUUUUCGGCUUGAGAUUAUCUAUUAUCUUAAUCACAUACCAGUUAGCUCAUCUUUAUCUUAUUUUAUUUAUCAAUUUUCUGUGGACAAUAACUUUUCUUUGGUCAUGUACACACCAAGCACUCGUGCAUCUGUCAGACAGGGACAGGAAGUUAGACGUGUAGACAUUCAGGGCAGCCAGAAAUGGUGCUGAGUCUACGAGGCUGCCGUGGUACAGUAAAAGCCCUGAUCUCUGUCUCAUCCAUGCUUCUGUGAAUACAAAGCCUAUAAACUCCCUGGCGUGGCACAGCCUAGUGCUGCUGGGACUGUGGCCAGCCAGACGGUAGCUCUCCUGCGUCCUAGUGCACACGCUCAGAGACUGAGCUCUCUAGCAUGGGAAAAUGAAGCCUAUGUUCAGCUGACCUGAAAUAUAAAAGGGACAGUGUGGCUCUCUUGCAGUUUUUGUUUCCUUUCAGAAAUGCCACAGCUGCACCUUGGUUUUUUGCUAAUUUUCUGAAUUAGCUGAGAGCUGUUUAUUUGAUAACCGGUUUCAUGUUUUUGUCCCCUCUUGUUCUCUUUCCUCUCCAUUGUUCAGUAUUCGUAUUUUUUGUUGCUGUUUCAUCAUUGAGAGGGGUUCCAGCAAACCAAAGACAGAAACGAAAGAGUGUCCCUUUAAGCCGCUGAAAAACCAAGUCAGUAUAAGGCAAAGCUGGAUUUUUUUUUUCAUUGUACAUUUUUGAUGAAAGAAAGCAAAGAUUCUGUGGAAAAAGGAACAAUGGACAAAGGAAGUGAUUUUAAACACUUUGAAGUUGGCAGCGUGCUUGAUGUUGUGCUUUUUUGCUGAUAUGCUCGACGGCCGAGGUAUGAAACGACUAGCCAGUGUCCCCAUUCCCUUUUGUUACCACUGUGUCACAAUGUCUCCGUCUCUUGUCCUCGUGAUAUGUUUCCUCUUCUCUGUGCUUGUGUCAUACUUCGAUCCCCACGCCACCCUUUUCUGUCAACUUAUAUUGACUGAUACAGUUCACCAUAGGAAUAUGGUGCAAGCCCCUUCCCAGGAUGCUUGUUAUGUGUUUGAGUAACUUAUUGUGGUGACAAUAUUUUCUAUAUUUAAAAAAAGAAUACUGUGGACUUUUAGGUGGCUUAACAUUUUAUAGGACACGUCAUAUUUGUAAAAGUGAAAAAAAAAAAAAAAAAAAAGGAAAAUAUACAAAAAUGAACAUCUUCCCUUUCUUGCACAGGGCAUGUACAAACACAAUUAUGUACAAAAAGGACCCUUUUUGUGGGCUAGAUACUCUUCCCUUCAGCUACAUAACUUCUUACUGGUACAGGAUUCCGGGAGGCUUUCUUUUCUUGGUUUCCUCCGGAAGCUGUAUUAGGUGAACCUAUCUGUUGCAUGGGAGAAAGCAGGGAAAUUCUGGUCUAGAGCUGCAUGAUGUAGGCUAUGUGUAUUAACCCAUGUUGGAUCAUGUGUUCCAAACUACCAGGCUAAAUCUGAUAAAACAACAUUAACAGGCAGACAUUGUGGCUGCCUGAUAACUUCCAGUUGUUUAUUAUUUGUUGUAUACACAAAAAUGCACUGAAUAAAAUGUUUAUAUUAAGAUUUACUUUUAAAA